CUGGUCCAUAUGUCUCCCUCGCAUCUUGUCUAGAGGUCUGGUGUUCUCGAGGACCGAUAAUACUGAAACCCACACAGUCAGCCAUUUCAUGUGUGCCAGUCCCAUGACAUAUGCGGUCAUCUCUGUGCAUGACGGACCACCUGAUGAUGUGUUGGAGGUGAGGUUGCCCUGAUGCACGGAAGUAUCCACGUCAUCUGGGCCAUCGGCCGAAGUCACGUGUCGGCUCCUCGGCGCGUGCCGGCGGACGGUGUUGCCUUGGGAUACGGGUCCGGCAGAGGCGGAGCCUAUGAGAAGGGCGACGAAAAGCACCAGAAUGGCCAUCAGUGGCGUCACGACAAGAAGCUGGCCCCCGCACCGACAACACACGAACAGACCACGGAAGGGACACAGAGAUGUGUGUGACGAAGGUGGUGCACCACUGAGUGCUUUCACCUGGAGCAGCGGUGCCGAUGACUUGUCCGGAUCCUGAUGCUGCCUUGGGACCAGAUCUUCUGUGAGGAGGGAUUCGAUUAGCCGGUUUUUUUUUGGUAAAUGUCUCUUUGGGUAAAUCUGGCGAGCGGGGUAUAUUUCCGUCAAACACGACGAGACGAGGACAGCCGAGCCCGGAGUGAAACACGCUGGCCCGAAUGCACUUUUCUCUGUUGAGCGGAGAAGAUGGGACGCUAGUUUGCAUUUGAACAAGUGUUCUGUCCAAAAAGUUACAAUGAUCGACAU
This is a messenger RNA of Vitrella brassicaformis, 714 nucleotides long. The record is from the annotation of a GenBank genome assembly. Lineage: Eukaryota; Vitrellaceae.